AGGAGAAUCCAAAUUUCCUCUAUAUUCAUUAACACAGGCUGUACUUCUGUUAUUGGAGGGAUAACAUAGAACAACUGUAAGUUAGUGGAAUUGUGAACAUAAAGAUGGAUAAAGACACGCGCCAUUAGCUCCCGCAACAAAGAUUUUCUCAAUCGCGUUUUCAAACUUCCACAUUUUAUCUCGAAAUAUAUAUGAAAACUAAAUAUGUUUGUUAUCCAAACCAUAAAAUCAGAGCGGUCAGACUCUAUGUUUGAGUUUAUCUUAUCUGGCGCAUGCCUUAAAAUUAGGCCCUUCAAUCUUAAUUUAACCCAGUUGGGUUCUCUUCCAUCUUCAGUCCUGGUGAGCUAAAUGCUGGUUUGAUCAUGGGGAAAUUAUAUCAGAAUAUCUGGAUAGUGGGGUGCAUUGCCUUGUUGGCUUCUCUUAAUGCAGUUCAAGUUUGUUCGGAAAGUCCAAAAGUCUUUACAUUAGAAAAGGGUGAUCUGCGCUUGAAGCUCACAAACUUGGGGGCCACUGUAUUGUCUGUAGUUGUCCCAGAUGCCAAAGGGAAUCUAGGAGACAUUGUUCUUGGGUUUGACUCCCUUGAUUCAUAUAAGAAUGGCACUUUGGACCCUUACUUUGGCGCACUUGUGGGGCGGGUAGCUAACAGAAUCAAGGAUGCGCAAUUCACUUUAAAUGGAACAGUGUACCAUCUGCCUGCCAAUGAUGGGAAUAAUACACUCCAUGGGGGGACAAUUGGAUUUGACAAGGUGUUAUGGAAGGUAGCAAAAAUUAGAGGGGGAGCUCAACCUUCUAUUCAGUUCACUUACCACAGUUAUGAUGGAGAACAAGGAUUCCCUGGUGAUCUUGAUGUAUCUGUUACUUAUACUAUAACUGGAAAUAAGGAGCUAGCGGUUGUUAUGAAUGCCAAACCUUUGAAUAAAGCCACCCCCGUGUGCUUGGCCCAGCAUACUUACUGGAACCUUGCAGGUCACAACAGUGGCAGGACCAUACUUGAUAAUAAAGUGAAAAUAUGGGCUCACAGUUAUACUCCAGUGGAUGAACAUCUUCUUCCAACAGGGGCUAUUGUGCCUGUACAAGGAACCCCCUAUGAUUUCAAUAGGGAAACCACUGUUGGGAGCAGAAUCAAGAAUGUGCCUGGGGGUUAUGAUAUAAAUAUGGUUCUGGAUCCUCCAAAGAAGAAGAAUCAUCUGAGACAUGCCGUUAGAGUCAAUGAUAAUUUCAGUGGUAGGAUUCUGAAUAUCUGGACAGAUGCACCAGGCUUGCAAUUUUACAGUUCCAAUAUGCUGAAGAAAACUGUUGGAAAAGGAGGUGCAAUUUAUGGGCAAUAUUCAGCCUUGGCCUUGGAGACUCAGACCUUCCCUGAUGGCGUCCACCACCCAAACUUUCCAAAUACAGUUUACUAUCCAGGGCAGACCUACCGUCAUACCAUGGUGUAUAGAUUUUCAGUGCAGAAAUAGGCAUCACAUGCCGAAUGUGAAGGAUACAUAACAGGGCUUGCCAGUCUAUCUAAUAAAUUUAAUGUUUAGAAAUACUACAGAUGAGACUUGCAGGCAUUGCCAUUGAAAGUGAUUUUUUGAAAAUUUCUUUUGGGAAGAAAAUGUAUCUGAAUUUUCUUUCAUGAAAUAAUAUUUUUUGGUUUUCUUUA
Molecule: messenger RNA, 1645 nt
Organism: Cryptomeria japonica (Japanese cedar)
Lineage: Eukaryota; Viridiplantae; Streptophyta; Pinopsida; Cupressales; Cupressaceae
Exons: 5
Coding region: 363-1457 (364 amino acids)
Biological process (GO): beta-D-galactose catabolic process via UDP-galactose, Leloir pathway; glucose metabolic process
Molecular function (GO): carbohydrate binding; aldose 1-epimerase activity
Source: RefSeq, a predicted model, not a curated record